This is a messenger RNA of Zootoca vivipara (common lizard), 1446 nucleotides long. RefSeq names its product solute carrier family 38 member 8 (gene SLC38A8). Gene Ontology annotation, molecular function: L-amino acid transmembrane transporter activity. Gene Ontology annotation, cellular component: membrane. Gene Ontology annotation, biological process: amino acid transmembrane transport. The record is from RefSeq and is a predicted model, not a curated record. Lineage: Eukaryota; Metazoa; Chordata; Lepidosauria; Squamata; Lacertidae.
AUGGAGGAGUUGGCUAGAGAGAGCAUCACCCUGUUAGCCAAGCCUACUCUGGAGUCAGAUAGCCCCAAUCUCUCCUCCGCUGGGGCUGUCUUUAUCAUGCUGAAAUCUGCGCUUGGAGCAGGGCUUCUGAAUUUCCCCUGGGCGUUCAAUAAGGCUGGAGGAGUCACCCCGGCUGUCCUUGUGGAGCUGGCUUCCUUGAUAUUCCUGAUUAGUGGCUUGGUGAUCCUGGGUUAUGCUGCCUCCAUCAGCACCCAGACAACGUACCAGGGUGUGGUGAGAGAGAUCUGUGGGGCUGCCAUUGGGAAGCUUUGCGAAGUCUGCUUCAUUCUGAACCUGUUCAUGAUCUCGGUGGCCUUUCUUAGAGUCAUGGGAGACCAGCUCGAAAAAUUGUGUGAUUCUUUCUACCCUAAUGAAACCUUGAGUGGUGGCAUCUCUCGUCAGCAUUGGUUCACGGACCAUCGCUUCACCUUGUCUGCUUUGUGUGCCUUGGUUAUCUUUCCCCUCUCAAUUCCAAGGGAAAUUGGAUUCCAGAAAUACACAAGCAUCCUUGGUACUUUGGCAGCCUGCUAUUUGAUGCUUGUCAUUGUAAUAAAAUACUACCUCAGAACCGAUUAUGUUGUCAACCAUGAACAUCGCCGUUCCUCCGGGGUCUCUUCCUGGGCUUCAAUGUUCAGUGUUAUCCCAACAAUCUGCUUUGGAUUUCAGUGUCACGAAGCAUGCAUCACCAUCUACAGCAGCAUGAGUAAUAAGAAGCUCUCCCACUGGAUUGUGGUGUCUGUAAUGUCCAUGCUGUUCUGUUUGCUUAUAUAUUCUCUGACAGGGCUCUAUGGCUAUUUGACAUUUGGUGCCGAUGUUGCUGCUGACAUCCUGAUGUCCUAUCCAGGAAAUGAUGUGCUGGUCAUUGUAGCUCGGCUGUUGUUUGGCUUCUCCAUAAUCACCAUCUACCCCAUUGUCCUCCUCUUGGGAAGGUCAGUCCUACAGGACGUCUGCCUGAGUUCCAAGCACAGCUACAUCCUGACAACUGAGCCUUACGAGAGGUGGAUGCGGGUCACUCUCACUACUGCCUGGGUUGUGGUCACGCUGGUCAUUGCCCUCUAUGUGCCAGACAUCAGUGACGUCAUCAGUGUCAUUGGGGGCAUCAGCGCAUUCUUCAUCUUCAUUUUUCCAGGACUGUGUUUGGUGUGUGCAGUGGAGAUGGAGCCUAUCAAGCCAAGGACCAAGUCUUGCUUAAUUACAUGGGGAAUUGUCACCGUCCUUUGUGGAGCCUUCAUCUUUGGACAAAGCACAACGAUCGCUCUCAUGGAACUGCUAUACAAAGUCUAGCCGACAGGUGGAGUCAGUUGCGACGGUAGCAGAUGGUGGCAAACAAAGACUCUCUUGAUACUUCACAGCGGGACAAGCCUGAUGGGUAUUUCCAAGUGACAUGGGCAAGUACUGUGCAGCUUU